UAGUUAGUAUUGAAGGAGAUUCCUCGAAAUUCACUCGACGCUGAUCAAUGUGUUGGUUAUAUCUGUGUAGUAAAGUUUGGUGUGUGCGUCCAGUCUUCAGAUUACACAAAAAUUUCACUAUAGCCUCCGAAGUUUCAAGUCUCAACGUGUUCGACGAUGCUGCAUCAGUUCACGAGCCAUUUCCUGCGGCACACAGCUCCCAGCCGCCGCCACCUCACGCCCGAGCUGCUGCUGCGGCUGGUGACGCCCGCCUGCGCGCUGUGGGCCGCGCGCGCUGAGGACUCGCCCUUCGCUGACCCCUACUGGGGGUUCUACUGGCCGGGGGGACAGGCCACUGCCAGAUACAUUCUGGACAAUGCGGCAAUAAUAAAAAAUCGCAGCGUGUUGGACGUGGGAUGCGGCUGCGGUGCGGGCGCUAUAGCGGCUGCCAUGAGCAACGCUAGAACAGUUGUAGCUAACGAUAUUGACCCUUUUGCAGUAAUGGCUACAAAUAUUAAUGCAGAACUAAAUAAAACAAAAGUUGAAACGAGUACCGAAGACUACAUUGGAAAGAGCUGUGACGAUUUUGAUGUAAUUCUAAUAGGAGACAUGUUUUAUGACGAAGAGUUUGCGAGUAUAUUGUUUGCGUGGCUCAAUCGAUUGUCUGCUGACAACAAAAUGAUACUCAUAGGAGAUCCAGGGCGGCACGGUCUGACGGAGGGCAGGAGAAGUCAGAUGACUUUACUGGCUAGUUACGAGCUACCGCAGGAGACGCGCGACGAGAACAACGGCUUCACUCACACUACUGUUUGGCAGUUGAAUAAAUUAUGACACUUG
Messenger RNA from Bicyclus anynana (squinting bush brown), 816 nucleotides. Its product is annotated as electron transfer flavoprotein beta subunit lysine methyltransferase. Gene Ontology annotation, molecular function: protein-lysine N-methyltransferase activity. NCBI's taxonomy places the organism in Eukaryota, Metazoa, Arthropoda, Insecta, Lepidoptera, Nymphalidae. The record is from RefSeq and is a predicted model, not a curated record. The transcript has 5 exons. Bases 157 to 810 code for a protein of 217 amino acids. Gene Ontology annotation, biological process: peptidyl-lysine trimethylation. Gene Ontology annotation, cellular component: mitochondrial matrix.